Molecule: messenger RNA, 372 nt
Organism: Diaporthe amygdali
Lineage: Eukaryota; Fungi; Ascomycota; Sordariomycetes; Diaporthales; Diaporthaceae
Exons: 2
Coding region: 1-372 (123 amino acids)
Source: RefSeq, a predicted model, not a curated record
AUGUGUCUAAUAUUCACCUGUGGAGAACACACAUUUCGCAAAGAAGUCGAAGGCUACCAGGGCGUCGUCUGCCAGUGCCACAACUGCGGCAACUACUCCGGCCAUGUGAUCAAGACGCACCCGUGGUUCACAUUCUGCUUCAUCCCCGUGAUACCUCUGUCUAUGAAAGGUUACGAGGAUGUCACAUGCCACAUCUGCAACUUCGCCCAGCCACUACAGGCCCGUCCUGAUGUGCAGUCCAUGAAGCGGGACGGCGAGGGAGGGGGCGUUCCGUUACAGCAGCAGCCUCCACCACAGCAGGGCCCGCCGCCGGGAUGGAAUGGGCAAUCACCUCCACAGCCUGAACCAAAUCAAGGGAUGAGGUACGGAUAG